AUGACUACUGUCAUCGUGUUGCUGCUGCUGCCCGUUUUGUUUGCCAGUCUUUUCACUCCGUUGAGCCAUGCCUCACCCUCCAUUCUCUCGGAACAGAAUGCUCCAAAACCUAGGCACUCAAAACUACUUAAGAGUGCUAUACAACACCAAACUUCUGAUGAAAAAAAGGCUGAGCUAUGGAUGCCUUUGGUCGACCAAGGAUGGAAACCCUGUGUUGAAUCUGACACACUCCCCACUUUGCCAGAAUAUUCUCAAGGAUAUAUUCAGGUUUUCCUUGAUGGAGGACUAAAUCAGCAGAGGAUGGGGAUUUGUGAUGCAGUGGCUGUUGCUAAAAUUUUGAAUGCAACUCUUGUGAUCCCUUACCUUGAAGUAAACUCUGUUUGGCAAGACUCAAGCACUUUCUUGGAUAUAUUUGAUGUGGAUCACUUCAUUAAUGUGUUGAAAGACGAAGUAUCUAUAGUUAAAGAGUUGCCCGACGAAUUCUUUUGGAGCACACGGGAAUAUUAUGCUACAGCCAUUCGGGCUAACAGAAUUAAAACAGCACCUAUUCAUGCUUCAGCAAACUGGUAUAUCGACAAUGUCUUGCCUGUCCUGGAAAGUUAUGGUAUUGCUGCAAUUGCACCGUUUUCUCACCGACUGGCAUUUGACAACAUGCCCAAGGACAUCCAACGUCUACGGUGCAAGGUCAACUUUCAAGCAUUAGUUUUUGUUCCUCGCAUCAGAGAACUUGGAGAUGCUCUCAUCAACCGUCUCAGAUAUCCUCCUGGUGAUAAUGAAGUUGUUGGUACUAAGUAUUUUAAAGAUGUUAGCAAUGCUAAAAGCAAGCAAGGAACUGGAAACUUUGUUGUCCUCCAUCUUCGAUUUGAUAAGGAUAUGGCUGCCCAUUCCGCCUGCGACUUCGGUGGGGGUAAGGCAGAAAAACUGGCUCUAGCUAAGUAUCGACAAGUCAUUUGGCAAGGAAGGGUCUUAAACUCUCAAUUUACCGACGAGGAGUUGAGAAGUCAGGGACGGUGCCCAUUGACUCCCGAAGAAAUUGGAUUGCUGCUUGCAGCUCUGGGAUUUGACAAUACUACUCGUUUGUAUCUCGCCUCCCAUAAGGUGUAUGGUGGGGAAGCCAGGAUCUCGACCUUGAGAAGUUUGUUUCCAUUGAUGGAAAAUAAAAAGAGUCUUUCUUCUUCCGAAGAAAGAGCCAGCAUUAAAGGAAAGGCUUCCUUAUUAGCCGCAGUUGAUUACUAUGUUGGCAUGCACAGCGAUAUCUUCAUUUCUGCCUCUCCUGGAAAUAUGCACAAUGCUAUGGUGGGACAUCGGACAUACCAAAACCUGAAGACUAUAAGGCCUAACAUGGCAUUGUUGGGGCAGCUUUUCCUGAAUAAAAGCCUAACUUGGCUAGAGUUCCAAGAGUCUGUGGUUGAAGGUGCUGAUGCUGAUGCAGCUGCUGGUAUUGUUUGUGGUCUAUAA
This is a messenger RNA of Fraxinus pennsylvanica, 1458 nucleotides long. NCBI's taxonomy places the organism in Eukaryota, Viridiplantae, Streptophyta, Magnoliopsida, Lamiales, Oleaceae. The record is from the annotation of a GenBank genome assembly.